UUUAUAGCGGGCAUCCCCAUGGCCGGGGCGACGGAGCUGUGGGGGACCGUGCAGCCGGCAGAGCCGCCUCCGGUGGCCCCGCAAGCGGGACGAUGUCGCCGCGGGUCUGUGGCGGCGCGGGGGCUCGCCCGCUUCUGCUGGCGGUGCUGUUGCUGCUGCUGCAUCUGCCGCAGCGCCCCGGGCACCGAGCCGCGGGACCCCGGUUUUUAAUAAGUGAUCGUGACAGAGACCCUCAGUGUAACCUGCAUUGCUCAAGGUCCCAGUCCAAACCUCUCUGUGCCUCCGAUGGCAGAACAUACGAGUCAAUGUGUGACUACCAGAGAGCCAAAUGCCGCGAGUCAAGUCUGAGCGUGACACACCGUGGCCGGUGCAAAGAUGCUGGCCAAAGCAAGUGCCGAUUAGAGAGAGCUCAAGCACUAGAACAAGCAAAGAAGCCCCAGGAAGCAGUCUUCAUCCCAGAAUGCAAUGAGGAUGGAUCAUUCACGCAGGUGCAGUGCCAUACCUACACUGGAUACUGCUGGUGUGUGACACCUGAUGGCAAGCCUAUUAGUGGCUCUUCUGUACAAAACAAAACUCCUGUAUGUUCAGGUUCUGUAACUGAUAAACCGUCAAGCCAGGGUAAUUCAGGAAGGAAAGUUUCUUUUCGAUUCUUUUUAACCCUCAAUUCAGAUGAUGGUUCGAAGCCAACGCCAACCAUGGAAACUCAGCCUAUUUUCGAUGGAGAAGAAAUCACAGCACCCACCCUUUGGAUUAAGCACUUGGUCAUCAAAGAUUCCAAACUAAACAGCUCCAGUAUAAGGAAUUCAGAGAAAGUUCACUCCUGCGACCAAGAAAGGCAGAGCGCCCUGGAGGAGGCCAGGCAGAACCCCCGUGAGGGCAUCGUCAUCCCUGAGUGUGCUCCCGGAGGGCUCUACAAACCAGUACAAUGCCACCAGUCGACUGGGUACUGCUGGUGUGUCCUGGUGGACACGGGACGCCCCCUGCCUGGUACUUCCACUCGCUAUGAGACCCCAGUGUGUGAAAGCGAUGCCAGAUCGAAGAGCACAGAGAUUGAUGAUCCAUUCAAGGACAGAGAACUUCCAGGCUGCCCCGAAGGGAAGAAAGUUGAAUUUAUUACCAGCUUGCUUGAUGCUUUGACUACGGACAUGGUACAGGCUAUUAACUCAGCAGCACCUACUGGGGGUGGCAGGUUUUCUGAGCCAGACCCCAGCCACACACUGGAGGAGCGAGUGGUACACUGGUACUUCAGCCAGCUGGAUAACAACAGCAGCAAUGACAUCAACAAGAGGGAGCUGAAACCUUUCAAGCGUUAUGUAAAGAAGAAAGCCAAGCCCAAGAAAUGUGCUCGACGUUUCACUGACUACUGUGACCUCAACAAGGACAAGUCAAUCUCCCUUCAGGAGCUGAAAGGGUGCUUGGGAGUCAGCAAAGAAGGAGGUAGCCUGACCAGUUUCCCCAAUGGAAAGAGACAAGGCCUGAAUCCUUUCAUAGGUCGCCUGGUGUAGCAACGGAAGACAGGAAGGGAAGGAAGGAGCCGACCCAAAGGGAAGAAAAAUUCAGCGACAGAUGGACAGACACCUUGCUGCUUGUGAGCAAGCAGGCAGCAUCAGCAACAUCCGACGUAGCUGAAGUGGCACCCAGAAUGUUUGCACUUUUUAAUAAUUGGUUUGGGUUUGUUUUUAAUUGCUUUUUAAUGCCAAUACUAAUACUUUGGAGAGUGGGAGGAAGCAGGAUCAUGACUUUUUGAAAUUGGAACAGCUACUGAUGACAUAAAAUUGAGUUCGCUGGGACUCAAAGAGAAAUUUUAUUUACUGUAUAUAAAUAUAUAUGUAAAUUGUACAGUUGUCUUGUACAGGGGUUGGAGUCACUGUUCUGUUCCUCCCUUUGCUUUUGAAGGCUGUUAGGGUUAGAGGGACACUUUGCAUUUAAUGGAUUAGAGUAAUGCAUUCAUUUCUGCCACCAAAUCAUCAUCCAGUUGCAAAACUUAACACCUCCAUGCAAAAAGGAGCAAAUAUAGCAGCAUGACUUGUGCUUGCAGAUGUGCACAGAGUGCCAAUUGCAUCUUGGGAGCAGCUAAACCCCUCGUUUUCUUACUGUAAAGCCUUGUACAGCUCACAGGCAAUUGGUCUUUUGAGAGAGCACGGAUUUCACCUAAGAAUUGGUGCACUGCAAAGCUGCUUAAAGUAGGGAUAGAGGAGGGUUGUAUUAAGGACAUACAAAAGUAGUUUCUGUGCUUGUUGCAAGCUGGACAGAAAUGAAUUGCAAAUGCAUUACCGUUCAGGCUCAGAAGACAUGGUUAGCAAAGAUGUGCUACGCAUCGGAUCUAAUGCUGUAGGAAGAAUGUGGGAGCCAUAGGCCUAGUAGCGUCAGCAGAGUGAAGUCUUGCAUCUUCCUCUCUGAGAAAGUGUCUAUCUGUGUGUUGUACAGCAAUAAAAAUUUUGAGAAGCCUGCUAAAAGCAGCAUCAGCCUGCCUGUUGCUUUGCUGAAGAGCAAAGAGCGCAUUUGUCAGUGCAGAAAGACAUGGUCAUGCUGCUGUUCCCAAAGAGUCUGAUUUACUUGUAUUUCAACACUACAGCUUGGGCCAUUCUCACUGGUAAAGGACUGUCUGCAAUGACUGUUCUUGUCUUUGGUGGUCAUGAAUGCCAAGCUUCUCUCUUGCACCAUGGUGUGUCUGCCUAGAUCAGACUAUCCUCUUCACCAGGUCCACUGUUAUCAGUACCUCCUGUGUUAUCACACUCCAGUGUCACGUUGCAGUAACAGUGAAGGCUUGGAUUGAGGAGCCUGGUCCCUUGGAGGCUGCACGGGCUGUUUCAACUACCAGUAGUUUUUUUCAGAGCUGUUUCUUAAUCUCAGAUGCAGUUGUAAAGUCAGCACUAGGGCAGGGAAUCCUAGGUUUGGGCAGUGUGAUGGGGCACACACUGGUUUGCUUUGUGCAUUUCCAACCACUGGCAGUAGGAGAUGGUCUAAGCAGCCUUCCACUUCAGACCUGGUGAUCCUAGUGCCUCCCAUCUCUGGAUGAAGAACCUGUAGUUAAGCCAUGAUGGCAUGCCACGCUAGUACGAGAUCAUACCAACAACUGCUUGUUACAGCAUUGUGUUACUAUAGAGACUCGGCUUGUCCCUUUAGGCUUUGUUGCUUUGGUAAAGGGUGUUGCAACACAGCCUCUUCACUGCGUGGCAUGUCAUCAUGACGAUAACAUGAGAUAAACACAUCACAGCAGCAGUGUCCUCAUACAGUAAAUUAGUGCCUUGUUGACAAAAUGGAAAGCUUAAAAAAAAAAUCUUUCUGUAAAUAACUGUUUAUAAGUAGUAAUAACUCUUCCUCUGGGAAAUAGAUUGGAGUUUAAUUAAUUUGGCAUGGUUGAAAACACCUCCGGUAAUCUCUGAUACACAUCACACCACCAUAAUAUAAAGAAGUUGUCUCUAGCAAGAGCAGACCUUGCUGCUGGAUCUUCAUGGCUUCUCACAUACAAUGUAUGUGCUUUUUUGGCCUGCAAGCUCCCACUUUCUUGAUUGCUCUUUUUAAAUGCCUGGGGCACACCUUUUGUGUGUUGGUAUGUUUUGGUUUAGUGUAUAGUUACAAAUGUCCCUGUCACUCAUUAAUGCUAUUGUAGGAGUAAAGAAUGAAUCCAACUGUAUAUAUAUAAAAAAAAACCUCUUUUUUUUUUUUUUUAAUAUGCUAGUUCUAGUAAUUAAAAGCUCUGACUGCUUGUGGUAUUUUGUUUUGUUAAUGUAUAGAUGCAUCCAGCAAAAGCAGCCACUUGGAUGCCUAUAGGAGUUCUGUCAGCUAGCCCCUGGGAAUAGGCAAGAUUGCAGGGGGAAUUCAGAGCUGCUAAAAGUCACUGCAUCCUUUCCUUCUGGAAAUGUCAGUAAACCAGGCAGCCGGCGCUCCUGCCUAUCACACAAAUCCUUCUGCAGACCUCCUUUUUCUCAUCCUUGUGUCCUUUCCUCUGUAAAAGACCUGCAUUUACAUGUAGUUUGCAAUUAAAACUUGGGUCAGUUCUUCAAGGAAGCCAAACAAGGGAUGGCAGUUGAUGUUAUCUUUGGUAUUGGUGGGUAUUCAUAUUGCUAUGCUAGAGCUGACUUUAUGGAUAGAUUGCAGUCCAGGCAUCAUGUUGCUUUCCCUUUUAUGUUCAUGAGACAAUUCCAAGUCCCCUCAUUGGGACGUGCUGGGUUUUCACGGGCAACUCUUGUGUUCUGGUAUGUAAGACCCAACCAGCAUGAUUGCAUAAUGUCUGGGUAGAGUUUGGGUUACUGGUUCUGGACCUCUAUGUUAGAAGAUCAUGCAGACAGUAUUGGUCCUGAUUUGUAAAGCCCAUCCUGAGUUGUCCAAACAUCUGAAGACAGCAGUGCCUCAACUCCCCUCUUCCCUUAUCGCUUUUAUUGCUAGAUAAAUGGCCAGUCCACCUGACUGCUGGGCCAAAUGUGUCAUCAUUUGGCAGUGGUAAGCAUGUUCUCUCUGCCUUGCAUCAGUAGCAUCCUGCUGAAGCUGGGGCGUGAAGACUGUUAGCAUUGUGCUUGGAAGCAGACCCUGGGCGCAUCUCUCCUCAUCUCUCAAGUCCUCAUAGGCCUCUCCAGGUCUGCUUGAAUGAUGUCUGAAAACAGAUGGGACAGAGAAGAGAACCAGGGCUCCACAGUACAAGUCAUCUGCGCUACCUCCCAGAAGCAAAAAUCUUUCCUUUUGUGCAUGGAUGUAGUGUGUUGGAGGGAACUGCAUUAUGGUGGGAUUCAUCCGUGUGAAGGCACAGCUUUCUGUGGCCUGAGUUUCUACUGAACUUACCUUGCCCAGCGCACUUCUGCCUAUGGCGUUGUUUGUUAGGCUGAAAGGCAUCUGUUUGAUUUUGGUUUUGUAAUAAAAUA
Messenger RNA from Cuculus canorus (common cuckoo), 4859 nucleotides. RefSeq names its product SPARC related modular calcium binding 1 (gene SMOC1). The record is from RefSeq and is a predicted model, not a curated record. Bases 93 to 1505 code for a protein of 470 amino acids. Gene Ontology annotation, molecular function: heparin binding; protein binding; calcium ion binding. Gene Ontology annotation, cellular component: basement membrane. NCBI's taxonomy places the organism in Eukaryota, Metazoa, Chordata, Aves, Cuculiformes, Cuculidae. Gene Ontology annotation, biological process: extracellular matrix organization. The transcript has 13 exons.